AUUAAUGUUUGAAGCGUUGAAUAGCUUCAGUGAGUUGUCAGUGGUCUAUAGUGGAGCUGCAGAAUAAGGUGGCAACAUGAUGAUGCUUGUCCUGGCAACUCUCAACAUUCUCUUCAUUGUUAUUGAAGGAUACCCGCCACCUUCACCAGAUUCUCCACCCAACUUCUGGGGUGUUAAUGAUGAUGCACCAAGGCAAUUUUUUUGGAUUCCUCAAUCACCAGGGCAAUCUUCAACAUCACAACAGCAUUCAUCAUCACGACAAUCUCCACCCAAUUCUCCACCAGCAAAUCUCUAUGGAUCUAGAUACCCAUCACCACCAACCUAUACAUAUUCCACUGGCUAUUCACUGCCUGGCACGCCCAAUACUCGUCCUUGGAAUUCACCACCACAACCGGCUUCACCACAACAACAGCCUUCACCACCACAACCGGCUUCACCACAACGACAGCCUUCACCACCACAACCGGCUUCACCACCACUCUAUGGAUCUAGAUACCCAUCACCACCAACCUAUACAUAUUCCACUGGCUAUUCACUGCCUGGCACGCCCAAUACUCGUCCUUGGAAUUCACCACCACAACCGGCUUCACCACAACAACAGCCUUCACCACCACAACCGGCUUCACCACAACGACAGCCUUCACCACCACAACCGGCUUCACCACAACGACAGCCUUCACCACCACAACAUGCUCCACCACAACCUUCACCACAACGACAAUCUUCACCACGAACACGAAAACGAAGACAAAGGGAAGUUACAAUGCCUCCAAACACAAUUGUAGAAUUAAGUGACAUAAUGGAUUACAAUUUCGAUGGAAAGAUAAAUUAUUCUGAUUAUAAACGUAUGCAGGAAGGUCUACUCUAUAGGAACCCAGCUGUACACGAUCAUCUGCAAAAGAUAUUUGGUAAAAAUCUUGAGCAUGACAGAUCUGCAAGCUUCAUGACUAAAACAGCAUUUGGAAGUUGUCCUAUCGAUCUCGCCACAUUGAAUGGAGGAAAACCAUUCACUCAAGGAGAUAUUCAAAGAAUUUUCAAAAUCUCAUUUGAUGUAGCUACAGCUAUUAUAGUUUCUGGAAACUCGUCAGUUACAGCAGAAGAUCUUGCAAGUUACUUGAAGAGCAGCCGCAGAAAUUUUAAUUAACUUGGAGACAACAGACACUUUUGGAAUCGAAUCUCCAACACACAAAUAUGCAGUAAUAGCAAAUAUGUUUGUUUUUCUAUUUACUUUAUCCUGUAGUAAGCUAUAAUUAUUUUAAAAGAGUAGAUUGAGAUGAUUUACAAGCUUUGCAAUUGUUGUUAAUUUGAAAUAUUCAAUAUUAUUGAUGAUUAAUUCAUGAAUACCUUAAAUGCUGAAUUCAUAUUGAUUUCUAUGCAAGAAAAAACUAAAAAUAUUUCACUUUGAUUUCAUGAUUUAAUGAAAUACUGAAACUGCCGGUUUUAAAUGAUGACUAUUUUUGCAUUUGUAAAAUCCAUUUCUGAAUAUUAGUUAGCAAUCUGGGGUGGGACUAUUGACAGUCCCAGACAGCUGACCGAGUAUCGAUCAGCUGGUUGGGUUGUGGCAAGAUUCAACUCGCGCAUCAUAAUAAAAUGGUUGGAUAUAUUUUGUUCUAAAGAUGGUUAAUGAAUCCAAACUGAAGUAAAGUAAAGUAAACUAAUUAAUCAUGUAAUUAUUGUUUCAGCUUGCUAGUGCUCACUAGCAUUUUUUAUAACUCUGAAUACACACACAAAUCUCAAAUUGAAUAAAAGAAUUUUAAUUCAUAAUGUGAUAACUUUAUUGUUUUUAGAAAAUUGACUUGGUUGUUGAAGAAGAAUCCUUCAGCCAUGAGGGCUAUAGGUCUAUAGUAGGUAGCCUACAAAUAUUACUCAAAUUGACUAAAUCAGUCCAAGUGUAUACAAACUUAUUCAUUAUAAUAAAAUAUUAUGUAGGCUAUCUAAUACUUUAAAUUGAAUAUUUUAUUACUCAAUUAUAUUUCUUCAUGAUCUUCCAAUAAUUUGUCAACUUUGUGGGGCUAUAGGAGGGUAGAAAUAACAUGGUUAGUUAGUAACAUAGCCUGGAAACUCAUUUUUAUUGAUAUUUCAAAGAUAAAAAGGUAGGUUAGGGGGUUAGUUUUUGUUUAUGAAUGGCAAAAAUAUGCUGGAAUAUUAAUACUAUACUUAUUCAAAAAACUCUUAAAAAAUAUACUUUAUUCUUUAUUUACUGCAACUCCUUAUCCUUUCAGAGACCUGCCAAAAUUAUGUGAAUUAUUCCCAAUAAUCAUAAUAAUUUCAUUUGUUAACAGCACAGCUAUAGGCUACAAAUGAAUUUUGUGGAAGGGAUUGGGCUCCAGCUUGGAUUGGGAUUCACGUUAAAUAUGUUCAGUAAUGUUUCAAAGAUAGAAGGAUGGGUUAAGGGGUUGAAGUUUUUGCUUUGAAAUUGCAAUAUACUGGGAGAGGUUAGGGUCCAGGUUGAUUCAUAUCAAUGUUUCAAAGGUGAAAAAGUACUUUACUCCUUCGUUCCUGUUAGGGGGUAGGGUGGAUAGGGAAUAUGUUUCAACAAUAGGUUAGAGGGUUAGGUUUUCUAAAUGACAAUAUGCUGGUUUUGUUCAAAAUGUCUUGAUAGUUUUAUGUAUUGAACACAACGAAUUUGCUGGAAACAGAAAUCUCAAAUAAUGAAUUUUGAGUUGACAGAAAGCCUACGUACCGGUACUUGAAGUAUUGAGUUUUACCAGUUGUCCAACUUUAUAUUGACAGACUCAUCUACUUUGGACUGUCUUAUUUAUUCUAAAAACAGUUGUGACUGAAAGCUGGUUUUUUUAUUAGAAUAACAUACUGAAUUGAUUGAAACCCAAAAUUUCGUGACAGGUAUAGGGGCUCACAGUCUCAACUUACACCUAGCAAUCUGUUUCAAAAAGGUUGAUAAAAUAGUUCUUUAUUACACUGAUAAGUAAGUUGAUGAAUCAACAUGAGUCUCCUACUGGACAUUACUUUGUAAAAUAGAUUGAAAGUAGUCACAUUCAUUUAAAAUCAUUAGAUUCUACAUAACUAGGUACCAUACAUCUGUCAUACGGCAAUAGUUCAAUAUAAUUAUUUAUUUCAGUAGAUAAUAAAAGAGUGCUAUAUGUACCAUGUUUUAUGUAAAUAUUUAUUUAUUAUAAUUAAUAAUUUUGUUGCUACGACCUAAGAUAUAAUGUUUUACAAAGGGGUUAUGUUACUGUUCAUAUUGUAAUGUAAUUCCACACAUUGUAUUGAUUCCACAUUGCUAUUAUUGAUUUGUGAUUCCACAAAAAUCUGUAAUAAUACAGUAUCACAAAUAUUCAAAAUAGCCAACUUCAAAAACGAGAAUAGGAAUUAAAAAAUACAGAAAAUAUAGUUUUUUUAAGAAUUAUGAUGUGUAUUACAAUUUGUAUGAUAUAACAUAGGUAUAGAAUUAAAUAUCAAAAAUAUGUUAUUUUUCUUGUAAAAUUGGUAUUGAAUCCUUUCUUCAAAUUUGAAGAAAUGAAUGAAUAUUGUUCUUGACUGACAAUGCCCAAGUUUAGCACUUACAUACACAACUAUAGAGUGAUUCAUGUUAUAAAGUCAGCACCUGAUUAACAUUGGUGUUGCUAUCCUUGUCUGUCAUUGGACCAAGCGGACAGCUCUAUCCUUCUAAUGACUGUCAAAUUGUUUCCAGGUUAUGAAGAAAUAUAAUGAACCAGCAUUUCAAUCUUAAUUAUGGAAAUCAACAAUUGAAUCAUGAGAAGAUAUAUUUUCUUGGCUAAUAUUACAUAUUUUAGAAAGAAUAAACCAUUAUUAUUCGAUUAUAAUUAUUAUAAUCAUAAGAUAUAUCUGAAUAGCUUGAAUCACAGCUAUCCACACUAUAGGGCAGUGGGAACAGGAAAACGGCAACAAUGCAUUCUUAUAGAUCCCACUGGCUUCAUAAUAUGAAUCUCACUAUAGGGACAGUUUUUCAAAACUGUAGAUCUCUCCAGAUGUCAUUAAGAUGGUUCAGUAAUGCACUAUUAUCAAUAAUAUUUCAUGUUUGGAAUUAGUUCAUUUUUGUUUUCAGCAGAUAAAUGAAAAUACAUUUCGAAAUAUGGUAAUUUGUUUUAUUGUUUGUUAUUGAGUUUUAAUGCUAUGUAGGAAUUCCAUAUUUGAUUGAAAUGUUGUAUUUAAUUUGAUGUGAGAAGUUAGAGUUGAUUUUCCAUUUGAGUUAAUUCUCAAAUGUGUAGUAGCAUUCUUAAGUAUAUAUAUUAGAAAGGUUGUAUACAUUGAAGUAAGAAGUUUGAGUUGAUUCUCAAAUGUGUAGUAGCAUUCUUAAGUAUAUAUAUUAGAAAGGUUGUAUUCAUUGAAGUAAGAAGUUUGAGUUGAUUUUCCAUUUGAGUUAAUUCUCAAAUGUGUAGUAGCAUUCUUAAGUACCUAUAUAUUGAAAAGGUUACCUUGGAAAAGUUGUAUACAUUGAAGUAAGAAUUUUGAGUUGAUUUCCCAUUCGAGUCAAUUCUCAAAUGUGUAGUAGCAUUCCUAAGUAUAUAUAUUAGAAAGAUUACCUUAGAAAGGUUGUAUACAUUGAAGUAAGAAGUUUGAGUUGAUUUUCAAUUUGAGUUAAUUCUCAAAUGUGUAGUAGCAUUCUUAAGUAUAUAUAUUUUUUGUGUGUUUGUGUGUCUUUAAUUGAUUAAAUAUAUAAUUGAAA
This is a messenger RNA of Nilaparvata lugens (brown planthopper), 4648 nucleotides long. RefSeq names its product proline-rich protein HaeIII subfamily 1. The record is from RefSeq and is a predicted model, not a curated record. The transcript has 7 exons. Bases 77 to 1144 code for a protein of 355 amino acids. NCBI's taxonomy places the organism in Eukaryota, Metazoa, Arthropoda, Insecta, Hemiptera, Delphacidae.